GCAGCAGCUCAUGGAUUCACCAAACCAAGCGUCUCGCUCUGCAGAGAAGGAGCUUGCCAGAAUGCGAACACAGUUUGUGCAGAGGGUGACAGCAGAAAAUUUCACACAGCUACUUGAAGCCCUUGUAACAGACAAUGUCUUGAAUGAGUUGGAGAAAGAAAGGAUACAGGAAACUAACCAAACUAGAGCAGACAAGGCACGUGACUUCAUUGACACCGUGAAGAAAAAGGGAGAAAAAGCCUGCAGGAUAAUGAUCAGUCACCUUCGAACCAUUGAUCCUACAGUUUCCUGUCAGCUAGGUUUGUCCUCUGGGCCAUCUGUUCGGUUAGCAGCACUUGAGAAGUGUCAGCUCAAAUUCAAAUCUACUCUGAAGAAGAAAUUCCAGUGUGUGUUUGAGGGAAUUCCUAAAGCAGGGAACCCAACCCUGCUGAAUCAGAUCUACACAGAGCUCUACAUCACAGAGGGAGAGACUACAGAGGUCAAUCGUGAACAUGAGGUCAGACAGAUUGAAACAGCAUCCAGGAAAUGGCACAGUACAAAAAUAACAAUCAGACAAGAAGACAUCUUUAAAGGCCCACCUGGAAGAGAUGAACCGAUCAGGACAGUGUUGACAAUGGGAGUGGCUGGAAUUGGGAAAACAGUGUUAACACAGAAGUUCACUCUGGAUUGGGCUGAAUGCAAAACCAAUCAGGACAUCCAGUUCAUAUUUCCAUUCACUUUCAGAGAGCUGAAUGUGCUACAAGAGAAAAAGUUCAGCUUGGUGGAACUUAUUCAUCUCUUCUUUACUGAAACCAAAGAAGCAGGAAUCUGCAGCUUUGAAGACUUCCAGGUUGUGUUCAUCUUUGAUGGUCUGGAUGAGUGUCGACCUCCUCUGGAUUUCCACAAAACUAAAAUCCUAACUGACCUUCGAAAGUCCACCUCCGUGGAUGCGAUACUGAUAAACCUCAUCAGAGGGCAUCUGCUUCCCACUUCUCGCCUCUGGAUAACCACACGACCUGCAGCAGCCAAUCAGGUGCCUGCUGAGUGUGUUGACAUGGUGACAGAGGUCAGAGGAUUUACUGACCCACAUAAGAAUGAGUACUUCAGAAAGCGAUACAAAGAUAAAAAAGCCAAUAGGGUAAUCUCCCACAUCAAGACAUCACGAAGCCUCCACAUCAUGUGCCACAUCCCAGUCUUCUGCUGGAUCACUGCUACAGUUCUGGAGAAUAUGCUAGAAACCAGAAAGAGGCGAGAGUUGCCUAAGACUCUGACUGAAAUGUACAUCCACUUCUUGGUGAUUCAGGUCAAAGUGAAGAAGGUCAAGUAUGAUGGAGGAGCUGAGACAGAUCAACACUGGAGUCCAGAGAGCAGGAAGAUGAUUGAGUCUCUGGGAAAACUGGCUUUUGAGCAGCUGCAAAAAGGAAAUCUGAUCUUCUAUGAAUCAGACCUGACAGAGUGUGGCAUCGAUAUCAGAGCAGCCUCAGUGUACUCAGGAGUGUUCACACAGAUCUUUAAAGAGGAGAGAGGACUGUACCAGAAUAGGGUGUUCUGCUUUGUCCAUCUGAGUGUUCAGGAGUUUCUGGCUGCUCUUCAUGUCCAUCUGACUUUCAUCAACUCUGGAGUCAAUCUGCUGGAAGAACAACAAACUGGGGCACAUUUCUACAAGAGUGCUGUGGACAAGUCCUUACAGAGUCCAAAUGGACACCUGGACUUGUUCCUUCGCUUCCUCCUGGGUAUUUCACUACAUUCCAAUCAGACUCUCCUACAAGGCCCGCUGACACAAAGAAAACGUAGCUCACGAAUCAAUCAGGAAGUAGUGCAGUACAUCAAGCAGAAGAUUGGGGAGAAUCCUGAUCAGGAGAGAAUCUUUAAUCUCUUUCACUGUUUGAAUGAACUGAAUGAUCGUUCUCUUAUGAAGGAAAUUCAACAGUCCCUGAGUUCAGGAAGUCUCUCCACAGAUAAAUUUUCCUCUGCCCAGUGGUCAGCUUUGGUCUUCAUUUUAUUGUCAUCAGAAAAACACCUGGAUAAGUUUGACUUAAAGAAAUACUCUGCUUCAGGAGAAGGCCUUUUAAGUCUGUUGCCUGUGGUCAAAGCCUCCAACUACGCUCUACUAUGUGCCUGUAAUGUCUCAGAGAGAAGCUGUAGAGUUCUGUCUUCAGUUCUCAGCUCCCAAUCCUCUAGAUUGAGAGAACUGGACCUGAGUAACAACAACCUGAAGGAUUCAGGUGUGAAGAUCCUGUCUUCUGGAUUAAAGAGUCUGCACUGCAAACUCAACACUCUUCGACUGUCAGGCUGUCUGAUCAGAGAGGAAGGCUGCAUUUCUCUAGCCUUAGCUAUUAGCGCCAACCCUUCUCAUCUGAGAGAGCUGGACCUGAGGUACAACCAUCCAGGAGAGGGAGGAGUGAAGCAGCUGAAGCAGCGGAGAUGGGAAACUCUCAGUCAGUUUCGCUGUCUGUUCAGCAUCCUCCAACAAGGACAGGUGGUGGUGGUGGUGAGACCAGGUCUGAGGAAGUAUUCCUGUCAACUCACAAUCGACACAAACACAGUAAACAGAGAACUUAAACUCUCUGAAAACAACAGGAAGGUGAAACGUGUGGUGGAGAAUCAGUCAUAUCCUGAUCAUCCAGACAGAUUUAAUGACUGUCCUCAGCUGCUCUGCACAGAUCCUCUGACUGGUCGCUGUUACUGGGAGGUCGAGUGGAGAGGAGACAUUGAAAUAUCAGUGAGUUACAGAGGAAUCAGAAGGAAAGGACACAUAACAGACUGUGGGUUUGGAUUAAAUGAUCAAUCUUGGAGUCUGAGGUGCUCUGACAGUGGUUACUCUGUGUGGCACAGUAAGCGGCACAUGCGCAUCUCUUCUUCUUCAUGCUUCUCGUCUGUUACUAACAGAGUAGCAGUGUAUGUGGACUGUCCUGCUGGCACUCUGUCCUUCUACAGAGUCUCUGACAUUUUGAUCCACCUCCACACCUUCAACACCACAUUUACUGAACCGCUUUAUCCUGGAUUUAGGUUAAGGUCCAACCCUGAUUCCUCUGUUUCUCUCCCCCUGUUAGGCAAAAUUUAGACUGUUACAAAAAAACAAAGAUGCUCCAGUUAUUCCAAGAU
Messenger RNA from Maylandia zebra (zebra mbuna), 3084 nucleotides. NCBI's taxonomy places the organism in Eukaryota, Metazoa, Chordata, Actinopteri, Cichliformes, Cichlidae. The record is from RefSeq and is a predicted model, not a curated record.